GCUGGUUUCUUUAAAAAUCUUUAUGAAAAAAGUGGAUCAGCCCUGAGACGCGGCGAUUACCCUGGCCCUCCACGCCACCCCAACUGGAAGCUAAAUAUCUGUAUUUUGUAGAUUCUGAUAUUCAGUAAACUAGAUGGUCUUUUCCUGCCUCAUCUUUUUGAGUAAUCCCUCACAAUUCUAGGAAUUCCUUGACAAACUCAAUUUGUUCGCUGCAGCGUCGUGCACCGCUGGCCCGUCCCUCCCGGCCCCCGCGGCCGACAGAAAGCGGCUAACGGGCACCGCGGGCUCGACGGGACCGCAGGGAAAACAGCCUGUCAGAACGGGCACGGGACCGCGGUGUUACGCAGACGAGGCGGGUUCUCAGGAGCGAAUAUCCGCACCGAAAUUGCAUUUAUGACGCACUUGAGCUCCGAGCUGCCGCCACGGCCACCGCGCGAGGCGUUGCCGGCGGCCCCGCCCUCUUCCGCCCUCAUCAUACGCAGCUUCCUGGGGGCGUCAUCCCACAACUGCGCAUCCUCUCGUCGGCUCAGGCGCUGAGGCUGCCGGGGGACGCUCUGGCCGGGCCCGAGUUAUGAUGCUGUUCCAAUCCAGUCAAGUGUGGUGUUAUGCUCCUGUUCAUCCCCUUCAAUGGUGAGGAACCAAGCAGAUUCCAGCACUCCACCUGUCAUUUCCGCUUGUGGCAGCAGACAGGGAUCUAACAUGGAGGGUACAGCACCUGAAUCAAGAUCUAAUUCAAACUCCUUGCAGCAACAUACAGGACAGCAGCCUCCACAGCCUCGAAAGAAACGACCUGAUGAUUUCAAAUUCGGGAAAAUUCUUGGUGAAGGAUCUUUUUCAACGUGCAUGUGUUUAGUGGCCAGUUACAAUAUGUUUUCUUUCCUCUGGCAACAGGUUGUCUUGGCUCGAGAAUUGGCAAGUUCUAGAGAAUAUGCCAUUAAAAUUCUAGAAAAACGUCAUAUCAUAAAAGAAAACAAGGUACCAUAUGUGACACGAGAGAGAGAUGUAAUGUCCCGUCUGGAUCACCCUUUUUUUGUGAAACUCUACUUCACCUUUCAAGAUGAUGAAAAGCUAUAUUUUGGACUUAGCUAUGCCAAAAAUGGAGAGCUGCUAAAGUAUAUACGCAAAAUUGGCUCGUUUGAUGAGACCUGUACAAGGUUUUAUACUGCUGAAAUUGUAUCAGCCCUGGAGUAUUUGCAUGGCAAAGGAAUCAUUCACAGGGACCUUAAGCCAGAGAACAUCUUAUUAAAUGAAGAUAUGCACAUUCAAAUAACAGACUUCGGAACAGCAAAAGUAUUAUCUGCAGAUAGCAGACAAGCCCGGGCAAACUCAUUUGUAGGAACAGCACAGUAUGUUUCUCCAGAACUGCUGACAGAGAAAUCUGCCUGUAAAAGCUCUGACCUCUGGGCUCUGGGAUGCAUAAUAUAUCAACUUGUAGCUGGAUUGCCUCCAUUUAGAGCUGGAAAUGAAUAUCUUAUAUUCCAGAAGAUAAUAAAGUUGGAAUAUGACUUCCCAGAAAAAUUUUUUCCUAAGGCAAAAGACCUUGUGGAAAAGCUGUUGGUUCUAGAUGCUACCAGCCGAUUAGGUUGUGAAGAAAUGGGAGGAUAUGGACCUCUUAAGGCUCACCCCUUCUUCGAAUCCAUUGUGUGGGAGAACCUGCAUCUUCAGACACCCCCUAAACUUACAGCGUAUUUACCUGCUAUGUCAGAGGAUGAUGAAGACUGUUAUGGAAAUUAUGACAAUCUCCUGAGUCAGUUCGGUUGCAUGCAAGUUUCUAGUUCUGCCUCUUCCCAUUCACUGUCUGCUGCAGAGACAAGUACACCACAGACAUCAGGAGGAAAUAUUGAACAGUAUAUUCAUGAUCUUGACAACAAUUCCUUUGAGCUGGAUUUACAGUUUUCUGAAGACGAAAAGAGGUUACUUCUGGCAAAACAAGCUGGUGGAAAUCCUUGGCAUCAGUUUGUAGAAAAUAACUUAAUCCUAAAAAUGGGUCCAGUGGACAAAAGAAAGGGAUUGUUUGCACGUCGGCGCCAAUUGCUGCUUACGGAGGGACCCCACCUGUAUUAUGUGGAUCCUGUCAACAAAGUUCUAAAAGGAGAAAUUCCAUGGUCUUUAGAGUUGCGUCCAGAAGCCAAGAAUUUUAAGACAUUUUUUGUUCACACGCCAAACAGGACAUAUUACCUGAUGGACCCAAGUGGGAAUGCUCAUAAAUGGUGCAAAAAGAUACAUGAAGUUUGGCGGCACAGAUACCACCAGAAUGCUGCAAAAUAGUAAAGCUCAUCCAAAAUUUCCCAGUUUCCCUACUUGCUGCUAGAACUCCGUGUGCAGCCGAUCAGAGGAAUCUUUUCAACCCACCUAUUACCAUCUCAAGGGGAAGCAUACGUCUGAAAUGUUCUUGGGGUUUUU
Messenger RNA from Pyrgilauda ruficollis (rufous-necked snowfinch), 2403 nucleotides. RefSeq names its product 3-phosphoinositide dependent protein kinase 1 (gene PDPK1). Bases 628 to 2268 code for a protein of 546 amino acids. NCBI's taxonomy places the organism in Eukaryota, Metazoa, Chordata, Aves, Passeriformes, Passeridae. The record is from RefSeq and is a predicted model, not a curated record. Gene Ontology annotation, biological process: peptidyl-serine phosphorylation; intracellular signal transduction. Gene Ontology annotation, molecular function: ATP binding; protein serine/threonine kinase activity. The transcript is spliced from 14 exons.